Molecule: messenger RNA, 243 nt
Organism: Trichomonas vaginalis G3
Lineage: Eukaryota; Parabasalia; Trichomonadida; Trichomonadidae
Product: kinase C-related family
Exons: 1
Coding region: 1-243 (80 amino acids)
Source: RefSeq, a predicted model, not a curated record
AUGUUGAAAAGAAAUAAAGCAAAUGUUGUAAAUAAUACUGAAGUAGCUGAAGUUAAACAAACUCCAACACCUUCGCCAAAACCAACGUCAAAACCAACGCCUUCACAAACAACACCUUCAAUGACUCCUGAACCUAUGGAAGUACAAACUCCUGUUCAAAAGUCAACUCCUAAACCGACUCCAACAUUUAAACCAGAACCUACUCCUCAAAUAAAUCGUAAAACUCCUGCGUUUCCUUACUGA